Molecule: messenger RNA, 2728 nt
Organism: Drosophila montana
Lineage: Eukaryota; Metazoa; Arthropoda; Insecta; Diptera; Drosophilidae
Gene: Cpr47Ef
Product: Cuticular protein 47Ef
Exons: 3
Coding region: 227-2440 (737 amino acids)
Cellular component (GO): chitin-based extracellular matrix
Molecular function (GO): structural constituent of chitin-based larval cuticle
Source: RefSeq, a predicted model, not a curated record
AUAGUGACAAUAGACGCGGCCACAACACCGCGACAAUCGCGACAGUUGACAAUUCACCCGCCAAGCAAACUAGAAGCCAUCAAACCAGGAUUUCCAUAGAUGAGACACAUUCUCUAAAUAUUGUGUGUGCGUGUGUGUACGUGUGUGUGCGUGUGCUCGAGUGUGCUCAAGCCAGGAUAAGACUUUAGUGUGUUUCUAGGUUUCUUCUGCUGAAACCGCAGACGGGAUGCAGCUGCAAUUGACUCUGCUGACGUCUCUGCUGACGACUCUGCUGACGCUGAUGCUGACGCAGGCGGCGCGGCUGGAUAACAAAUACCUGCCACCGCCAGCGAAUGCUGCCAGUGCGGGCGGCGGAGCUGGCACGGGUCUUCAGGGUCCGGGCGGUGGUGGCGGCGGCUUUGGAGGCGCCAACAAUGGUCUGGGCGGCAUUAAUAAUGGACUCGGCGGCAUUAAUAAUGGACUCGGCGGCAUUAAUAAUGGACUCGGCGGAUUCUCGGGCGGAGGCGGGCCCAGCAGGCCAAUUGGCGCAGCUCCUCCGGCCCCGCCACGCGCACCCAGCGCUCCGGCGCCGCCUGCAGGCGGACCACCAAUACCCAUUUUGUCGUUUGUGAACGAGAACGAUGGCGAUGGCAACUAUCGCUUCAGCUACGAGACGGGCAACGGCAUCAAGGCGCAGGAGGAGGGCACCGUGAAGAACAAGGGCUCCGAGAACGAGAUACCCUCGGUGAUGGGCUCCUACACCUACACCAAUCCGGAGGGUGAGCUUGUCGAGAUCUCCUACACGGCAGAUGAAAACGGUUUUGUGCCAUCGGGAGCGGCCCUCCCCACACCCCCGCCCAUUCCGGAAGCCAUAGCCAAGGCACUGGCAGCCCAGGGCAUAUCUCCCCUUCCAGGCGGUGGCUACAGCGGAGGAGCUGGUGGUGGUGGUGGUGGUGCUGGAGCCGGCGGCGGAAGCGGAGCUGGGGCGGGAGCAGGUGGAUUUGGGGGCGGCGGCCGAGGUGGUGCUCCAGGCGGAGGUGGUGCGGGAGCAUAUGGCGGAGCCGGCGGCGGCGCUGGAGCCGGCGGGUAUGGAGGAGGUGCUGGUGGAGGCGGAGCUGGCGGAUACGGUGGAGGUGCAGGUGGUGCUGGAGCCGGCGGAUUUGGAGGCGGCGCAGGUGGUGCUGGUGCAGGAGGAUUCGGCGGAGGCGCCGGUCGUGGUGGCGCACCAGGCGCAGGUGGUGCUGGCGGAGCAGGUGGAGCCGGAGGAUUCGGUGGCGGUGCUGGCCGAGGAGGUGCACCUGGCGGCAGUGGUGCUCCCGGCUUCGGUGGUGGCCCAGGUGGUGCUGGAGCUGGAGGAUUUGGUGGCGGUGCCGGUCGGGGAGGAGGCGCAGGAGGUGGUGCUGGCGGUGGUGCUGGAGCUGGAGGCUUCGGUGGAGGCGCAGGUGGUGCUGGUGCUGGAGGAUUCGGUGGCGGCGCCGGUCGUGGAGGAGGCGCUGGAGGUGGUGCUGGAGGUGGUGCGGGAGGAGGAGCUGGAGCUGGAGGCUACGGUGGAGGCGCAGGUGCUGGCGGAGCUGGUGGAUUCGGAGGCGGUGCUGGUCGUGGUGGUGCUGGAGGUGGCGCUGGAGGCGCAGGUGCUGGUGGAUUUGGUGGUGGCGCUGGCCGUGGAGGCGCACCAGGAGGUGGCGGUGCUCCAGGCUUUGGUGGUGGAGCAGGUGGUGCUGGUGCUGGAGGAUUUGGUGGCGGCGCUGGUCGUGGAGGUGCUGGAGGUGGCGCUGGAGGUGGUGCGGGAGGAGGUGCUGGAGCUGGAGGCUACGGUGGAGGCGCAGGUGGAGCAGGCGGAGCUGGUCGUGGAGGCGCACCAGGAGGAGGUGGCGCUCCAGGCUUUGGUGGUGGCGCAGGUGCUGGCGGAGCUGGUGGAUUCGGAGGCGGCGCUGGUCGUGGAGGUGCUGCAGGUGGUGCUGGAGGUGGCGCUGGAGGAGGCGCUGGAGGUGGCGCUGGAGCUGGAGGUUACGGUGGAGGCGCAGGUGCUGGCGGAGCUGGUGGAUUCGGAGGCGGCGCUGGUCGUGGUGGCGCACCAGGAGGUGGCGGUGCUCCCGGAUUUGGUGGUGCUGCGGGCGGAGCCGGAGGUGGCGCUGGACGUGGUGGUACACCAGGCGGACCAGGCGCACCCGGUUUCGGUGGUGCUGGUGGAGCAGGUGGCGUUGGAGGAUUCGGUGGUGGCGGGGGUCGUGGCGGUGCACCUGGCGGAGGUGGUGCUCCCGGAUUCGGUGGUGGCGCUGGAGCCGGAGGCUUCGGAGGCGGUGCCGGCCGAGGUGGUGCGCCAGGAGCUGGUGGCGCAGGAAGAGGUGGCGGCGGCGGAGGCGGAGCUGGCGGCCCUGGCGCGCAAUACGUUCCUCCUGGUGCUGCUGGUGGUGGACGUGGCAACGGCGAGUUCGAUCCACAAACCGGCUACAGCUAUUAGAUCGCUUUAGAUCGACGGACGAAACCUCAAUGCAACGCAUCUGCCGCUAAUUACCCUUAGUUCUUUGCUCCUAAGAGCACAAGAGAGUUCUCCGAUGUCCGACGGUAUUAUUCUUAAAAUCUGUAUAAGUUUCCUGUCUUUCAAAAUUAAGAAUUAGUUCAUAAGCUGACAAGAGAUAAAAGAUAUUUAAGGUGUAUUUCGAAUGAUUCCAGAAUGUUUCCAUUGUUAGAAGCUGCUCACUUGUUGCAAACGAUUUCUAGAAUAAUAAAUUAAAUGCAAGAAAUUGAA